GAAUUACUAUUCGAGGGGAAAGUCAACGAUGACGAACGGAGGAUCGUCUCGUAUUACACUAACAUUUCUUACCUAUUCCUUGGGAAGUAGUGGAUUCUUCCAUAGUUUGGGAUAUAGAAAUUCUCGCACCAAACGCGGUUGGAUACAUAAACGAGUAAGCAAGCAGGAUAGUCCAAAAACUCUUGUCCCUGUUGUGGCAAGCACGACUGAAACACCAAAAAAGCUUUCUAAAGUUGAAAAGUAUAAAAAGGACUCAAGUCACUUAAAGUUCCCUUUGCAACAAGACCUAGAGGAUGAUAAUAUAUAUGUCUCGGAAGAGUCGGUUCAACUUAUCAAGUUUCAUGGUUCUUACCAACAGGACAACAGAGAGCAACGAAAGAAAGGUGAACAGAAAAAGUACCAAUUUAUGUUGCGUCUGAAACUACCUUCGGGAGAUAUGCCUACCUCGUUGUACAGAGUAUUGGAUAACAUAUCAACAGAAUUUGGAAACGACACUCUACGUGCAACGACGCGAUCAUCGUUCCAAAUUCACGGUGUAUUAAAGAAAGAUUUGAAGACAGUAUUUCAGAGCAUUAUUGAGGCAGGCGGCUCCACUUUGGGAGGCUGUGGUGAUGUCAAUAGAAACAUUGUUACUACACCUGCACCUUUCCUAACACCAGACUAUAUAGAAGUUAGACGAUUGGCUUAUGUUUUGGCGGAAAUAUUAGCUCCACAAACUAGUUCUUAUGCUGAGAUAUGGUUGGAUGGUGAAAAGGCGGGUGAAAUAGAAUUCUGGAAACGAAACAUGGAUAUGAAACAAGUUUCACAGCUGCGCUCGUUUGAUAAUGGACGAGGAAUCGUUACUGGAGAUCCGGUUGAACCUAUUUAUGGGGAGACUUAUCUACCAAGGAAGUUCAAGAUAGGAAUAACAGUUCCUGGGGAUAAUUCCAUCGACAUAUAUAUUCAUGAUGUUGGUAUUGUUGUGGUAUCGGAAGGGAAUGAGAUUAUCGGAUAUAAUAUUACAGUUGGUGGAGGUUUAGGACGAACGCAUAACAAAGAACAGACAUUUCCAAGAUUAGCUGAUCAUCUUGGGUUUGUUCGACGGGAGAAGAUUUAUGAGUUGAUAAAGGCCAUUGUUGCUGUUCAACGGGAUUAUGGGAACCGAGAAUCUAGAAUGUUGUCCCGAAUGAAAUAUUUAGUUCAUAAUAUGGGCAUUGACGCGUUUCGGGAACUUGUCGAAUCCUACUUUGGAGAAAGAAUAGAGCCAUGGAGACCUCUUGUUCUGUGGAAACAUGAAGACUAUUUGGGAUGGUUUGAACAAGGAAAUGGUAAGCUGUUUUUGGGGGUUCCUAUUCUUAAUGGAAGAAUCAAAAACGAUGCUUCAAUGCGAUUAAAGACUGCCUUGAGAGUGCUGGUAGAUACGUUUCCAGAAGUUAGACUCAAUGUUACUCCAGAGCAAAAUCUGUUGGUUAAGGAAAUCGAACCAAGUACGAAAGAACAAAUUACGAAUAUUUUGAAAGAACAUGGUGUGCCAUUAGUGGAAGAUAUUAGUGUUAUAUUUCGGGACAGUAUGGCAUGUCCCGCUUUUCCAUUGUGUCCACUAGCGGUGACUGAAUCAGAGCGUGUUAUGCCGAAUAUUGUGAAGCGCAUUGAAACUUUAUUUCAUCAUUGUGGUCUCAGCAAAGUGCCUCUUAUUAUUCGAAUGACUGGUUGCCCGAAUGGCUGUGCACGUCCUUACACUGCAGAGUUAGGUCUUGUUGGCCAAGGUCCUAAUUCCUAUCAGGUUUGGAUAGGGGGAUGUCCUAAUCAGACCAGACUAGCGUUUGUGUACAAGGAUAAAGUCAACGAAUCAGAGUUGGAAGCUACUCUAGAGCCAUUAUUUGCAUAUUAUCGGUUAGAAAAGCGCAGAGGAGAACGCUUUGGAAACUUUUGUUAUCGAAUGGGAAAAGACGCACUCGCAGAAUAUGCACAAAACUUUAACUCAGAAACGGUACGCUAUUUUAAAUCUCGUGUUUCUUUACGUCAGGAAACAUAUGAACAUUUAAAAGAAGUAGCAAAAUUUCGUCGUCUUCCUAUUGCAAAAGUUGCUGAAGAAAUUUUUUCCACUUUUUUGUCUUCACAGGACUCGGAAAGUAAUGGUACGACGAAGUAGAGGAUUAUCGCGAGAUGAAGUUACGA
Messenger RNA from Galdieria sulphuraria, 2157 nucleotides. Its product is annotated as sulfite reductase (ferredoxin). The record is from RefSeq and is a predicted model, not a curated record. NCBI's taxonomy places the organism in Eukaryota, Rhodophyta, Bangiophyceae, Galdieriales, Galdieriaceae. Bases 29 to 2131 code for a protein of 700 amino acids. Gene Ontology annotation, molecular function: sulfite reductase (ferredoxin) activity; 4 iron, 4 sulfur cluster binding; heme binding. The transcript is spliced from 2 exons.